AUGAGGCCCGCCAGCCUCGCGGCGGGGAUUCGUCGCCUGCCGGCAUGCCAGGAAGCGGUUCUCGCCCUGUGCCGGCGAGGAAGACUCGAGGAAGCUCUGCGGGCCGUCCGCGUCUGCGACCCUCGCUCGGUGGCUUCCUGCGUCUACUCGUCCCUUCUGCAACUGUGCACCGAUUUGAGGGCCGAAAGAGAAGGAAGAUCGCUCCACGAACUCAUCGCCGCCGCCGCUCGAUCGGACUUGUACUUGGAGACGAAGCUCAUCAUCUUCUACGGGAAGAUCGCCGACCCCAACUCUGCCCGGAGAGUGUUCGAUGGAAUGCCCAGCAGAAGCGUCGUCUCCUGGAGCGCCAUGAUCUCCGGGUACGCCCGGAAGGGACUGGCAGAGGAAGCAUUGGAGAUCUUUGUAUUGAUGCAGCGGGCUGGAUCGAAGGCGAACCAGUUCACCUACGGAAGCGUCCUCAGGGCGUGCACGGAGAUGCUCUGCAUGGGGAGAGGGCAGCAGAUUCAUGGGCGCAUCGCCAAGACCCGAUUUGCAGAGAAUCCUUUCGUGCAGAGCGCCCUCGUGGAUCUUCAUUCUAAAUGCGGCCUGAUCGGGGACGCUAGGAGGCUGUUCGAUGAGAUCGAGCACAAGGACGUGACCUCCUGGAACUCCAUGAUCGGAGGAUAUGCAGUCCAGCGCCGUGAAGGUUUCGCAUUUCGGCUUUUCAAGUCCAUGUUGAAAUAUGGUAAUCCCCUUGGCCUGCUCUGUUCAAUCUGAAAUAAAUGGCUUGGUGCUCCGGUACGCUGACUUUCGACGCGCCACCGACUGGGCAGGUUUUCUCCCCGAUCAUUUCACCUUUGCGAGCGUUUUGAAGGCGUGCAGCGGGAUUAGAUGUCUGGCGAUGAUCUUCCAGAUUCAUGUGUUCGUCCUCAAGUCGGGUUUCGAACAUCAGGAGCUCGUCGUCGGAUCGUUCAUCGACGCGUAUGUAAAGUGCAGGAAUGUUGACUGCGCGAGGCUCUUGUACGAUUCUCUCCCGGACAAGGAUCUCAUCUCAUCCACCGCCAUGAUCACCAGCUAUGCUCGUGGAAAUGGCGGCGGCGGCGAGGACCCGCUGAAGUUGUUCGCUCUGGUGAAUCAGACCUGCGCAGAAACAGACGACGUCAUCGUCUGCACCAUCCUGAGCGCGUGCGCCAAUCUCCUCUCUGUGAGCAUGGGACGACAGAUCCAUGGUUUCACCUUCAAAAAGCUGCCUGGUUACGACGCCGCAGUGGGCAACGCCCUCAUCGAUAUGUACGCCAAGUCCGGGGAACUCGAGGAUGCUCGUAGAGUAUUUGAAGAAAUGCCUCUUAGAAAUGUGAUCUCCUGGACUUCGAUGAUCACCGCAUGCGGGCGCCACGGGCACGGGAGAGCUGCCCUCACCUUGCUCGAAAAGAUGGAGAGCGAUGGAUGCACGCCUAAUGACGUCACUUUCUUGGCCGCUCUCUCUGCCUGCGGCCACGCAGGGUUGACCGACGAAGGGUGGAGAUUAUUCAACUCCAUGGUCGUUGAACAUGGGAUUCUCCCCAGAUCUGAGCACUAUGCCUGCUUCGUUGACCUGCUUGCUCGCGGAGGUCGCCUGGAAGAGGCCUACGACUUCGUCCGGAAGAUGGCGGCCGAGCCCAGUUCAUCGCUAUGGGGGGCUCUGCUGGGAGCCUGCAGAGUUCAUGGCGACGUAUCUCUGGGGGAGAUCGCAGCCGUCCGUCUCUUUCAUCUGGAACCCGAGAGCUCGGUCAACUACGUCGUUCUCUCCAAUAUAUACGCCUCGGCUUGCCUGUGGGAGGAUGCGAUGAGCACGAGGAGGCGGAUAGAUGAGAGAAGCAUACAGAAGAGCUGCGGUUACAGCUUGAUCCACUCGGUGAGGAAGAGAGAAGUUCCUCUUUUGGAAAAUAAUUAG
Molecule: messenger RNA, 1912 nt
Organism: Spirodela intermedia
Lineage: Eukaryota; Viridiplantae; Streptophyta; Magnoliopsida; Alismatales; Araceae
Source: the annotation of a GenBank genome assembly